AACUAAAUAAAUAUAUUAUAUGUACAUAUGUAUGUAUGUGCGUGGCUAAGUGCUGUGUCAGCUUCAUUUAAUUAAUAAAGGACUAGUGGAGCGACUUUUUGCGUACAAGUGCCCUUAAAGAUACUUAUGUAAGUGUCUUUGUAAAUAAUUAGAAAAAAUCGUGAAUUAAUUCAGUUUCUUAUCGAAAAUAAGUCCAAAAAAAAGUGAAAAAUUUAUGAAAUAAUAUGAAGAAGUGUUCAUAAGGGAAAAAGGACUAAAUUUGGAACAGAACGUCUUUAUGAUUGAAGUGAAAAUGAUUUCGAAGCUGUGGCUUCUUAUUUGCGCGACUCACAUCGUUAUCAUUAAGGGUACAUACGACCCAGCUCUUAAUGGUAUAAAGACAAGAAACUACCAUCGAACUUAUCCAAAUGCUGAGCAAGAGCCACAUAUCAAUUCGCAGUCGUAUGAACCCAGACCCAUUUCCAAUGGCAAUUACGGUGCCGGUUCAGUGAGGUUAUCACCAACUAAUUCAUACCCACACUAUGAUGGGUCUCGCACUGAACAACAGCCCUCACACAGUCACCAACACCAGCAUGCUGUUGGUCAGCAGCAACAUCAAAAACAAACCGCACAACAAACGGCCUCUUAUCAGCAACGCGAAUUACCGCUAUUUAAUCGCAAUGCACACGUGCGUCACUCAACGCCAACACAGCGCUCGGAGCGCAGAGAGAGCGUUUUGAGCAGCGGCCUAGAGAGCACAAUUCCAGACUUCGACACUGGUUGUCCGCCACAGCAUACAGGGCCGGUGCCGUAUGCUUAUGAUUGUCGGCGUUUUGUCAACUGCUGGCAUGGACGCGGUCACAUACAGAGCUGUGGUCCCGGUACGGUCUUUAAUCCAGAAACUCUUGAAUGCGACCGACCUGACAAAGUUGUUUGUGGUGGUGCGCUUACUAAUGGUGAGCGCAGAGAGCAGCAAGCAACUUUGCACAGCGCACCGCAGCAAAACAAAUAUCGCGCUGGGCGUUUAAUAGACGCCAGCACAGAUAGCGUGAGAGAUCUUUGCCCCAACGGCUUCAGUGGAUUGGCGCCACAUCCAAAUGAUUGCACGAAAUUCUUGAAUUGCGCUAAUGGCAAUACCCACGUACAGAACUGCGGUCCCGGUACUGCGUUCAGCGCUUCGAAGAAGGUGUGCGAUUUUAAAGAAAAUGUUGAUUGCGGUGACCGCGAGAAUUCGGCUUAUGGAGCAGUGAACAACCGUGAUAGCCGUCAGUAUGAUGAAGUGUUUUGUCCUUCGGGCGCGAGUGGCUUAUACCCACAUCCUUACGAUUGUACUCGAUUCCUCAAUUGUGCACACGGUCAGAUGGUGGUACAAUCCUGUGGACCUGGUACAGCAUUUGAUCGAGUAAAGUUGAUAUGCGAUUACGUGAAAAAUGUUGACUGUACAACAACAAUUAAAGCCAAAUCCAAUUUAAACUAUGUGGACACAAAUGUUCAGCAGAACGCAUUGGGAAGAGGCGAGGAAAAAGAAGAAGGUGAUAUAUUCUGUCCACCCGGCGUGUCUGGCCACUUUCCAUAUCCCUUCGAUUACACCAAAUUCAUAAACUGUAAAAAUGGCAACACGGCGAUACAAAACUGUGUGCCGAACACUGCGUAUAGCAUAUCGAGAAAUUACUGUGAAUCCAAGGAGAAAGUACCGCGCACAGAUCACGUCGCUUACAUAGUGUCUGAAGUACGUUAUGAAUAUUCUCUGACGAUUGUCAGUUGUCCACCUUCCACUGAUGGCCUACACUUAUACCCUUACGAUUUCACUAAAUACAUAAGCUGCCAACAAGAACAUAUGAACAUUGUCGCCUGUGCACCGAAAUAUGUAUUUAGUAUAUCUCGCAGAGAAUGUCUGCCCGAAACUCAAGUGAAUAUCGCCGAUCGUGUACGAAAUGCUUGGGAGCUACGACACAACGUCGAGUCAACUGAUUCCAGGAAUGCAGCACUAAACUACAUGAAUGAGUUGCCUGAAUGCCCUCAAGGCCACUCUAGCCUCUAUCCACACCCUUUUGAUUGUAAAAAAUAUCUGCAAUGCCUUGACGGUAGGCUGUCUAUAGAGACCUGCGAUUCGGGCUAUGUUUUCAGUUUGUCUUCAAAACACUGUGAUCCGAAGGAUUUGGUUGGCAAUACUGAACAGGUUCCACUAUCGUUUGAUGUUGGCCAGAUUAGUACAUCUGAAUCGGAUUACGACUACUUUAAUAAUAAUCUAGUGGGCAUACAAUUACUUUGUCCGCAAAAUGUUAGAGGCUUCUUUUUAUAUCCCUUCGAUUGCACUAAAUACUUGUAUUGUCGUGAUGGCCAAGGGCAAAUAGAGAACUGCAUUUCUGAUAAAGUCUUCAGUAUAUCAGCUAGGGAAUGUAUAAAUCGUAAUCUGGUAGAGGCAUAUGAUCGCGUGGAAUAUUUCAGUGAGGUUCCUAACGAAUUCUCAACAGAACUGGAGACUAUCAAAAAUCAAUUGUUCGUGCCAAACUGUUCUUUGGGUGCUGACGGACUCUAUCCAUAUCCUAAUGAUAAUACGAAGUAUAUAAAAUGUGUAAAUGGGCAAGCAACCGUUGAGAAUUGCAUAAGUGGAAUGAUUUUCAGUAAAGCCAGGAAGUACUGCGACUAUGAGCGGAAAGUUUACGAAUAUGAUAGUGGAAAAAAUGAUUAUGAUGCAUUCAAUAAAGAGCACUGGGUUCAAGGCACCACACAUGUAAUAAGGGAGGGUAAAACUGUGGACGAGAACGUGGGCGCUCAAAUUGCUUGUCCCCCAAAUUCGAUGGGAAUGUAUCCGCAUCCACAAGAUUGCAGAAAAUUUCUUUCGUGUGCCAAUGGUAUAGUUGAUAUCAAGGACUGUGGUCCAGGGACUGUGUGGAGUGUUGAGAUGGAAGUGUGUGACUUUGAGAAAAAUGUAAAUUGCACGGGACGCACGAAGCUGCAUACAACCGCUCAGAGUGCAUUUACAGAGGACAAGGUGGCAUGUCCAUCUAAUGUAAAUGGUUUAUUCUUACAGCCAUUUAAUGCUUAUCAAUACAUUGAGUGUAGAAACGGUGAAACUAACUUACAGAGCUGUCCACCGGGAAGUGUGUUCAGUAUUUCAAAGAGAUUAUGUCUCUCCGAAGAGCAAGUCAAUACCUGGGACCAUGUAAUGUGCGUUCAAGAGUAUAUGACAGAUAUAACUCUGCACUAUAAUUACGUCGUCUGUCCGGCGCAGGCACUUGGUUACUUCAUUUAUCCUUUUGACGGCUUACUAUUUAUUGAAUGCAAGGCCGGUCAUACAAACAUACAGAGCUGUGCACCGAAUACGUUCUUCAGCUUAUCAAAUAAGAUUUGUAUACCCUCUACUGAAGCAAGAGACACCGAUCAUUUGUGGUUAAGCACAGUUGGUCAGGUUGCUGAUAAUAAUUUUGGCACCUACGAUCACAACCGUGAGUGGGGGACUGUAGAUAUGACAGGUGCUGGUACUCACACGCUCAGCCUUGAAGAUACCGUUCAAACAGCAGUAUGUCCAUCUGGCGCUUCAGGUCUUUACCCUCAUCCAAAGGACUGCACGAAAUAUUUGCGAUGUGCCAACGGCAUCACUUAUGUAAUGGAUUGUGGUCCCGGUACAGCUUUUAAUGCUGCGCUCGAGGUGUGCGAUUUUAAAGACAAAGUUGACUGCUCGUAUAAUGUGGACUUUAACAAUGUAGCUUUGGGCCAUGACAGAGGUCCCAACAUUCACCCCAUUACAUGUCCUGAGGGAGCCACUGGUAUAUAUCCCCAUCCUUUGGAUUGCAGAAAGUUUCUUAAUUGCGAUAAUGGCAUAACUAAUAUACAAGAUUGCGGCCCCGGUACUGCCUGGAAUGCAAAACUGGAAACUUGCGAUUUUAUAAAGAAUGUCGAUUGUUCAGAUACCCACAACGUUCAUGGAAAUAAUCCUAACGCAAACUAUCAGCCUCCGCCAACACAAUCGAACUACCGGGACUCAACACAAAACGGCUGGCGGCAGCAACACCAUGAGCAUGGUAGUUCUUCUCAAAGAACUGCUAACGAUAGACAAACUUAUGGCAACGGUGUGCCAACGACAUCUACUCAAACGGGCAGCUAUGGAGACCGUUGGUCCAACAUGGAUGUGCAGCGGCCUAUAGCUAGUGACAUGACUUACGUCGGUUGGAUCGCUUCCGGCUCUGCAAUUGAUCGACAAACGCCCACACAAAGUGUCAUCUACGAAGAAGGCUCGCUGCAACCAAAUCGUAAUUAUAAUACUUUUAGCACAUAUACAACUCCUUUAGCACCUUUUAAACCUGAGUCCGUACCUGCUACAUCCGUUAAUAGUAAUACCUUUACUAAUGAGACUACAAACAUUUACUAUGCACAACCUGUUGGGUCCGAAGAAAACACCGAGGAAGUAUUUGACGAUUCCAGAAUAAAUACACAAUCUUCAAACCGUUUGCCAUUUAAUAAAAAUGAAUUUAAUGUUGCACAAACUUCGAACAAAUGGAUUUCAAUACCUAAUCAAGAGCUUUUGCCACCGAAGCGCACUCCUGAGCCGCAAACUGAAGCACAAGAUUUUCCACCACAAAAUAUCUUUACUCCAGCGUCUUACAUUACACCUCCAACCGGACAUGCUCAUAGUUCUACGGGGGACAGUUCGACAUUUGUACCGCAAAACCAAUUUGACUCUUCUAAUCUCUACGGCGGCUUGCAACCACCACCGCCACCGCCACCAGCUCCUACUAUCCCUCAAAGUCCUUUGUCACAUGCUUCAAAUCCUAUUCACAACUUUGAGCCAUCUAAUCCAACUAAAGGUGGCCCCUCGGGUAGAUCUCUAGAUGAAAUCGAACCUAUCAGAGCUUUCAGCACGAAUGCUCACGGAAAACCGCAUUUGCUUUCUCCUCCUUCAAGCAUGAAUGCUUACAAAACUGAUAUUGACACGAGUACACCUGCGACUUACCUUCAGCCACCUGCAUUGCCCACACCUGCAGCUGCAACUGCAACUAGAUCGUAUUCGGGGGCUUCGACACGUUUAAAGCCUGUACACAACGUGCUAGAGAAUACAACAAUAGCAAUGUUCCCUAAAGAUCCCCACUAUAGUGGUUCCUAUUCAAAUGUUGCACAUGCAAGUCCACCAAAGUCUGUCGAUUUUGAAGACGUACAGGCUUCUGAAGAUUUACUCAUGGCUGAUGCCUUACGCCUACUUUUGCGUCCCUAUUUUAAUCGUAGCGGCACAAUUUCGGAAGAAAACGCCGAUAAAGUUGAGGGUCAUAUAAUGAAACUCUCACCCAAACUUACUUCACACACAUCCGUCAUAACUUCAUCAACCGAUAAAACUAUCAAAAACUCGCCAGUUGGUGCUGAAAAUGAAAAGGAGGUUGAACUUAUACUUGCAGGUGAACAACAUAGUUUGACCACAGUCCCAACCCAGAAUAGCACUCACGAAACACGUACUGAAUUUUAUUCGAAAAAUACAAGACAAGAGUCGAAGACUAAUUCCAAUUGGCACAAUCACGGACAUAGUCGCGAAUUUCACCGUAAACAUCCAAAUUUACUUGACCCCUUUAAUGAGGACGACCACACAAGUACUCAUACACAUCAUCGACACAAUCAUAAUAGGGCGUAUCACCAGAGACACCCCGAAAUACCAAAUCCGUUUAUAACACCCGAAACACCACAGACCACAACAAAUUUUGAGUUGAGUAAUAAUAACCUACCAAAUCCACAUGCAGAGAACACGACUCCAUUCAGUGUGAGACCCAGGAUAGAUGUGAGGGGAGAAGAUAUUAAUUGCCAGUUUGAUUGUGGAAAUGGCAACUGUGUAAAGUCUCAUGAGGUUUGUAAUGGUAUUAAUAAUUGUGGCAAUCGAAAGGAUGAAGAGGAUUGCAAACAUUUGGGUUACGAAGUGCGUCUGACUGGUGGCGAAAGUUUAAACAUGGGGCGUAUUGAGGUUAAAGUUCUUGGAAAAUGGGGAUACGUGUGUGAUGACAAGUUUGGUCUAAGCGAUGCUGAAGUGGUGUGCCGAGAACUGGGCUUCAAAUUGGGAGCAAGCGAAGUGCGUGGCUUUUCAUAUUACCCACCAACAACGGUGGAUGUGUCAUUUGCGAUGGACGAAGUCGAAUGUCGCGGCAAUGAAACAUCCCUAAAAGAAUGCAGCUUUAAAGGUUGGGGAGUUAGCAAUUGUGGACCGGAUGAGGUAGUCGGUGUAGUUUGUAAGGUGCCGCAACUUAAAUGUCCCAACAACUAUUGGCUGUGCAGUACCUCACAAGAGUGCAUACCACCGGCAUUCGUGUGCGACAAUACACCAGAUUGUGCUGAUAAAUCCGAUGAAAGUGAGACUGUUUGCAAUUCUCCCAUAAAAUAUCGGCUGGAGGGUGGGAGUAGCCCGAAUGAGGGACGGCUCGAAGUAAGAUAUCGUGGUGAGUGGGGUACUGUAUGCGAUGAUGAUUUCGGUUUGAAGGAGGCUCGUGUUAUGUGCAACUCAAUGGGUUUCUACGGAACACCGACUAUUGUUAAGAACAAAUAUGGAUCUGGUAACGGACCCAUUUGGUUGGAUCAGGUAUCUUGCUAUGGCAAUGAGACCACACUCGACCAGUGUGGUCAUUUUACAUGGGGCGAACAUAAUUGCAAUCACACUGAGGAUGUUGGCUUGAAGUGUACACUGGGUGCGCCGCCACAAAAGGAGAACUCGUCGCCACAGUUGAAUGAUUUUGAAAAUACACAGAGAGAGUUGGAUGACACACAACAACAGUUAGAAGAUAUUGGCUUAUACUCCGAACAAUGGGAACGUAAGAGCAAGGCGGUGGGCGAUCAAAGACGUUGCGGCCAAUUCAAAAACAACCUACUCGAUGAAUUUGCACAUCCGGAGGAGCGUGUUGUGAACGGUAGCAUUGCGAAGCGUGGUCAUCAUCCUUGGCAGGCCACGAUACGCACACGAGGCAGGGGUGGCAUAUCAAGCCAUUGGUGUGGGGCCGUACUCAUUUCUUCCAGGCAUUUGUUAACUGCUGCACAUUGUCUUGCUGGCUAUCCAAAAGGCGCCUACCUUGUGCGCAUGGGCGAUCACUAUGCAAAUAUAGCAGAAUCUUCGGAAGUUGAUUCGUUCAUUGAGAAUUGGUAUAUACACGAGAAGUUUCGUGAUGGCUCCCAUAUGAACAAUGAUAUUGCCGUGAUUGUGCUGAAGACGCCGGUGAGAUUCAACGAUUACAUUCAACCGGUAUGUCUGCCGAACAAGGGUGCGGCGCUGGCAGAGAAUCGUUUGUGCACAAUAUCCGGUUGGGGCUCUAUAAAGUCCGGUGUUUCGACACCCUCAAAUAUCCUUCGUGCAGCAGAACUGCCAAUUUUGUCCGAUGAAGUUUGUAAGCAAAAACAUGUCUACGGCGCAUCUCUCACAGAGGGUAUGUUUUGCGCCGGUUAUAUGGACGAGAGCUCGGAUGCCUGCGAUGGUGACUCUGGAGGUCCGCUGAUUUGCCACGAUGAAGAUGGUGAAACAUUGUAUGGUAUAAUCUCAUGGGGACAGCACUGUGGUUAUGCAAAUAAGCCGGGCGUUUAUGUGCGUGUGGAGAAAUACGUUGAUUGGAUAUUGGAAAAAAUCAAUAUUUCCAUUCAAAACAAAUUAUAAAAUAGAGACAUUUUAAAUUUUUAUAUCGUUAUAUAUACUUAUUAGCUUAGAAAUGCUUGAAUUUAUUUGUAAAAUAAAGGGGAAUGUAUUCCAACAUUUAA
Bactrocera dorsalis (oriental fruit fly) is the source of this 7692-nucleotide messenger RNA. RefSeq lists its product as uncharacterized. Gene Ontology annotation, cellular component: membrane; extracellular region. Gene Ontology annotation, biological process: proteolysis. NCBI's taxonomy places the organism in Eukaryota, Metazoa, Arthropoda, Insecta, Diptera, Tephritidae. The transcript is spliced from 18 exons. Gene Ontology annotation, molecular function: serine-type endopeptidase activity; protein binding; chitin binding. The record is from RefSeq and is a predicted model, not a curated record. Bases 278 to 7591 code for a protein of 2437 amino acids.